Messenger RNA from Pelodiscus sinensis (Chinese soft-shelled turtle), 1674 nucleotides. The record is from RefSeq and is a predicted model, not a curated record. Lineage: Eukaryota; Metazoa; Chordata; Testudines; Trionychidae.
ACCUCUGAGGAAGGGCGAGAGGGGACCGUGUCCGAGCAAACCGCACCUUGGCUUGUGACUUCUAGCCAAACCCCACUUCAUGCUGAGCCCAGUGCUCUUUGCCUGGGAGCAGCUGCUCUGCUCGGGUGUUUGCUGGGGAGCUAGCCGUGGUCUGCUUCAGUCUCUCUGAUGUGUGUGUUUACAUUUCCCAUCUCAAACGGUAAAGGAACACCCCUUGUCAAUGCAACAUGUCCCAUAGUGUGUGUUCAGCCAACCUCUCCUCUGAUGGACUGCCCUGAAGUUAGACGUUUCCUGGCUACCACUUCAACAAUUGAGCUGAAUCCAGUGUUUUUAAAAUGGGUCUAGGUAGAGAACUGUGGGUUCUUGUUCUGGGAAGAUUUCCAACUGAACAUACAAUUGGCAUACCGGAGUUCAAGUAUAUUGCCAAUAUGCAUGGGGAUGAGACUGUUGGGAGGGAGCUGCUGCUCCAUUUGAUAGACUUCCUGGUCACCAAUGAUAAGAGCGAUCCGGUUGUUACAAAGCUAAUUGAUAGUACUCGGAUUCAUAUCAUGCCAUCAAUGAACCCAGAUGGAUUUGAAGCUACAACGGAGCCUGAUUGUUUUUACUCAGAAGGACGGUUCAACAAGAAUGGGAAAGAUCUGAAUAGGAAUUUCCCUGAUGUCUUCAGCAGUAACAAUGUCACAAUCCAGCCAGAGACUCAAGCCGUGAUAAAUUGGAUAAAAGACGAGUCAUUUGUGCUUUCCGCUAACUUGCAUGGUGGAGCACUGGUUGCCAGUUACACAUUUGAUAAUGGUAACCCAGCUAUUGGCUCUUUAGAAGACUAUAGCAGAUCCCCAGAUGAUGAUGUUUUCAUACACCUUGCAAAAAUCUACUCUUCCAACCAUGCCAGCAUGUACAAAGGGAAUCAGUGUGAGAAUAAACCAGUCUUUCCACAUGGCAUUACAAAUGGGUAUGCCUGGUAUCAACUGCAAGGUGGGAUGCAGGACUACAACUACAUCUGGGGACAAUGUUUUGAAAUUACAUUGGAGCUGUCAUGUUGUAAAUAUCCACCAGCAAGUCAACUUCACGCCUUCUGGAAUGACAACAAAGCUGCUUUAAUUGAAUACAUUAAACAAGUUCAUCUCGGUAUCAAAGGUCAAGUUCUUGACAGGAAUGGACAGCCUAUGCCAAAUGUAAUAGUGGAAGCCAAAGGAAGGGAACAUAUCUGUCCUUAUCGAACCAAUCAAUAUGGAGAGUAUUACCUUCUCCUCCUGCCUGGAAGCUAUGUGAUUAAUGCUACAGUACCCGGAUCUGGAUCAAUACUAAAGACACUGGCAGUAACAAAUGGUCCUGAAAACUUCCAAGCUUUGAAAUAUGACUUUACUUUCCCAGAGGUCUCCGUCACAGCAAGAGAUGCUGCAUGCCCUACCAAACCUCUUUAUCAGCAUUUUGAAAGUUUUUCAGCAGCAGUAAAGCCUACUUUGCAUUUCUUGGCUUUAAUGAUUGUUUUGUAUACAGUUUUCAAAUAAAGCCAAAGAUGAAUUAGGUGAAACUUGAAGGCAAUCAAACACAUCAGUGCACAAAUGUGUUUUUAAAAGCUAAAAGUUGUUGUGCAAAAAAGAGUGUAUAUUAUUGUAUAAUUGAAUGCCUAUGAUUUUUAAAAUCAAGUUUACUAUAUUUUAAAAAUAUUGGCUA